Molecule: messenger RNA, 1500 nt
Organism: Spea bombifrons (plains spadefoot toad)
Lineage: Eukaryota; Metazoa; Chordata; Amphibia; Anura; Pelobatidae
Product: vomeronasal type-2 receptor 26-like
Exons: 3
Biological process (GO): G protein-coupled receptor signaling pathway
Cellular component (GO): membrane
Molecular function (GO): G protein-coupled receptor activity
Source: RefSeq, a predicted model, not a curated record
AUGGCAAACCCGAUGCCCUGUCACGGACUACGCACUGCUGGAGAGUCCGAGAGUACAACCAACAUCAACGAGACCAUCUUACACAAAGGCCAUUUUUUAGCAUCCUUUCCGUCCAUGUGGGAGAGACUCCGGUACCAUAGCGCCCCUGAGAGAAUUCCCGCUCCUCGUUUCUGCACACGAAGGGAUGGGUUGCUCUACCUCCGCCGCAAGAUCUACGUGCCUCCUCCUGUACAUCAAGAGAUACUCCGACUUCAUCACUGUACGUUGGCUGCAGGACACGGAGGCGCACAAAAGACGGAAGAGGAGCUAAUUCAGUGCCUCUUUUGGUGGCCGGCUAUGUGUAAGCAGAUCAUCGCCUAUGUUUCAGCCUGCCAGAAACUCAGUCCUCGUUUCAUCGGUCCUUUUCCCGUCCUGGAGAUGGUUGGUAUUGCUACGGUCCGUCUCCAGCUAUCCAAUUCAUAUCGCAUCCACCCUGUCUUCCAUAUCUCGUCAGACCGUCUUCCUCCUCCUCCUGUGGAGAUUGCAGGGGAGACAGAGGUGCAGCAGAUUUUUGAUUCCCGAGAACGGCCGCUUGGAAUACCUUAUUCAUUGAAAAGGCUACGGGGUAGCGGAUCGUUCCUGGGAGCCGUCAUUGUCUUCUUUAUUCCAGACAGUGAAAACUGCCAGACAUGCCUAGAUAACGAAUGGCCUGACGAGAAAAAAGUAAAGUGUAUUCCUAAGACUUACGACUUCCUGUCAUACAAAGACGAUAUAAUGGUUCCAGUUUUUUUCUUUAUCAGCGUUUUUUUUUUAAUCUUGAGUUUCUUUGUAUUGGGUAUUUUUAUCCUGUACUGGGACACUCCUACUGUUAGAGCCAAUAACAGGAACCUCAGCUUCCCCCUCCUUGUCUCCAUCAUGUUGAGCUUCCUCUGUGUGUUUCUGUUCCUCGGUCGUCCUGAGGAUGUAACCUGCAUGCUGCGCCAAACUGCUUUUGGAGUCAUCUUCUCAGUAGCUGUGUCCUGCGUGUUGGCCAAGACCUUAAUGGUUUGCAUCGCUUUCAAAGCCACCAAACCUGGGAGUUACUGGAAAAAAUGGAUGGGAGCCAAAGUGUCCAACAUUAUAGUUCUGAUGUGUUCCUCCAUUCAGGUUUUCAUUACCAUUAUUUGGUUGGCCAUUUCUCCUCCUUUUCAGGAGCUGGACAUGCAUUCAUACAAUGAAAAGAUCAUCAUUCAGUGUAACGAGGGCUCGGUUAUCGCCUUCUACUGUGUCCUGGGUUAUUUGGGGCUUCUGGCAGCUGUUAGUUUUAUUAUAGCUUUUUUAGCCAGGACAUUACCGGACAGUUUUAAUGAGGCCAAGUACAUCACCUUCAGCAUGCUGGUGUUCUGCAGCGUUUGGAUUGCGAUGAUCCCGGCCUACCUGAGCACCAAAGGAAAAUACAUGGUGGCCGUAGAGAUUUUUGCUAUAUUGGCAUCAACUGCUGGGUUAUUAAGCUUUAUGUUUUUCCCAAAAUGUUACAUUUUG